This is a messenger RNA of Haliotis rubra (blacklip abalone), 5407 nucleotides long. Its product is annotated as myotubularin-related protein 13-like. The record is from RefSeq and is a predicted model, not a curated record. NCBI's taxonomy places the organism in Eukaryota, Metazoa, Mollusca, Gastropoda, Lepetellida, Haliotidae. The transcript is spliced from 36 exons. The coding region runs from base 83 to 5281 and encodes 1732 amino acids.
GUGCGCCGUCAAGUCGGGAAUCAAAAUGGCGACGUAAAGAUGGGACGAGGUUACUGGAAAGCAAUAUUUGGGAAAUAGUGCGAUGUCUCGGUUGGCUGACUACUUCGCCAUUGUUGGAUAUGAUCACGAGAAAGAUCGAAGUGGCAGCAGCUGUGGCAAGGUGAUCCAGAGAUUCCCGGAGAAGGAUUGGGACGACUGUCCAUUCACACAGGGCAUAGAACUGUUUUGUCAGCCAACAGGAUGGUCUCUCUCCACUCAGAGACAACAGCCCUCCUUCUACGUCGCUGUUUUGACCGACAUCGAUGCGGACCGCCACUACUGUGCGUCCUUCACUUUCUACGAGACCAUCGCCAUGACACCCACCCACCCCGACGACCAAGACGGGGACGACCAAGAACCCAACAUGGUUCAUCAUUCACUCAUGUUCGCACCCAAAAGUCUCGUACUGAUGUCCAGGCUCGACUACUUCGAAGCUUUCAGGAAUUGUCUGGGGCUCAUCUACACAGUGUACAUGGAGAACCUGCAGGUGCAGCUGGAGACAAUCGUGGGCAACAUCCUGGGCUGUGUGCAGGUGCCCCCUCCAGGUGGCCCCCAGGUGCGGUUCUCAAUAGGGGCAGGUGAUCGGCAGGCACUCCAGCCCCCUCUAAGUUCAACACUACCAGUAACAAAAUCUAAUGUUGCCCUCGUAUUCGACCAGCUGGGGAUCAACAACGCAAUGACCGUUUUCACAGCAGCCUUGACCGACCACAAGAUCCUGUUCCACUCAUUCAGCUACUCUCGGCUCACAGCAACAGCCCAUGCCUUUGUGUCUCUCAUGUACCCACUCAGAUAUAGCUAUGUGUACAUCCCCAUCCUCCCAGUGUCCCUGCUGGAGGUGCUCAACACACCCACUCCUUUCAUUGCGGGUGUACACUCAUCCCUGCGCAAUGACGUCGUUGAUUUGGUAGGUCACCUGGAUGUGAUAAUUGUUGACUUGGAUGGAGGCAGUGUGAGGAUUCCUGAAUGUGUCAACAUCCCCAGCAUCCCAGAUCCCAUCAUGAAUCGGUCCAUGAGAGCUUUAACCAUGAUUCAAAAUACGGAAUUACUGAGCGCUGACUAUGCAUUUCCUCCAUCACCACGGAAACCCUCCCCUGCUACACAGAGAGACAAGGAGAUCCGGGCUGUGUUCAUCCGCAUGUUUGCAGAUAUCUUCACUGGUUAUCGUUCUUGUCUCACCAUCAUCCGUAUCCAUCCUGAACCUUUCAUCACGUUUCAUAAGGCCAGUUUUUUAGGUCAGCGAGGUAUGGUUGAUGAUGAUUUCAUCCUGCGUGUGCUGGACGGGAUGGGCUUCGGUGCAUUCGUGGCCGAGAGGGGUCCACCCUACAGAGUCUGUGAUAUUUUUGAUGAGGUGUAUGCAACUAUGCAAGACCACCUGCGGGAAGAGCGGAUUAACCCUGACAAGAUGAUGGAGCAUGUGAAGGAUCUGGCUCACCAGCUGCAUCUCAAUGAGAACCCCAACCCCCAGCCGUAUGUCCAGAAGGUGCCCAAGCCAACAGAAGGAGCAUACGCCCGCAUCCACCAGCCUCCAUUCCAGACCCUCAACGCCAACACAGUGCACGACAUCAUCGACGAGGGCCUUGCCAAGCACAGUAUUAAGUCCAAGUUGGCCAACGUUCGUCCACACCAGUGUAGGAUUGUGCCGAUGGGCAUGCCAAUCACAGCUCUAGCGGACAAGCAGCGGAUGGUGGAGAACAAUGCACGCAGGCUGGAGGUGCUCAGGAACUGUGUCAACUUCAUCUUCGAAAACAAGAUCUCAGAUGCUAGAAUUAUAUUCCCGGCAGUGUUGCGAGCAUUGAAGAGUCGCGUAGCACGGCUGGCACUGACACAGGAGUUGAACUACCACGUGCAGUCUAACCGGGCCAUGUUGGAGAAUCAGCAGUUCGACCUGGUUGUUAAGCUUCUGAACUGUGCUCUACAGAACGACACAAACCUGGACGAGAGUGGAGUAGCCGCUGCCAUGGUGCCGCUUGUUACAGCCUUCUGUCGAAAACUGUGUACGGGAGUGCUGCAGUUCGCCUACACUUGUGUGCAGGACCAUGCAGUGUGGGCAAACCUACAGUUCUGGGAGCAGGCCUUCUACCAGGACGUACAGAAGCAGAUCCGACAGCUGUACCUACCACAGUACGAGGAGCACCUGGUGGUCAAUGUCAGUCGGGAGGGGUCCCGCAGUCCCUCGACACCCAGAGAGAGUGGGGACUCACUGAGCAGUUGGAGCAGAUCGUCAUCAACAACUUCAGACUCUCGGCGGUCUGGUGCCACGUACAAGACACGGGAGAUUGGAGCGCUGGAGAUAGCAGCAGAACAGCUGCGUAUCUACACAACCCUGAACAAGAUGACCCAGCAGGAGCUGAUCAAUAAUGAGGAGUCGACAGUGUACAGCCAGGCUAUCCACUACGCCAACAGGAUGGUGUUCCUGCGAGUGCCGCUCGACGUCAGUCGGUCGCUGAAGAACACCCAGGGCCUGGACGGCGAGAGCAACAGCAAUAGCAACAUCACAGCCAGUAUUGCUGAGAGUGACAGUUUUGAUGCCGAGAGUGGGUUUGAUGAGACCGAGACAGUAGACGUGGGCUCCACAGUUGUGAGGUUCGUGACGAGGUUUGUGGACAAAGUCUGCGCAGAGGGAGGUGUCACACAGGAACACAUCAAGUCCCUGCAUCAAAUGGUUCCAGGUGUGGUGGCCAUGCAUAUAGAGACCCUGGAGAAUGUCCACAAGGAGAGCAAGAGGCUGCCACCAAUACAGAAGCCGAAGAUCCUCACUCCAUCUCUACUCCCGGGAGAGGAGGUUGUGAUGGAGGGGCUGCGCGUGUAUCUUCUGCCAGACGGGCGUGAGGAGGGGCUUGGGGCAUACAUGGGAGGACCCACUCUACUGCCAGCAGAGGGCGCUGUUUUCCUCACCACCUACAGGAUCAUCUUCAAGGGCACACCAUGUGAUCCUCUGUCAUGUGAGCAGAUCGUGAUCCGGUCAUUCCCGGUGGCCACUUUAACGAAGGAGAAGAAGAUCAGUGUUCAGUACCUGCCUCACCUAGACCAGUGGCUGCAGGAAGGACUUCAGCUCAGGUCCAAUGUGUUCCAGUUGCUGAAGAUUGCAUUUGAUGAGGAGGUUGGGUCCGAUAAUGUCGAGACUUUCAGGAAGCUGGUGAUUAAGAUCCGCAAUCCACCAAGUGUGUUCAACACCUUUGCGUUCACUGGUCACAUGAUCCAGCAGGCCACCCCUCUACGUAAACAGAAGGAGAAGAACGCCUCACUCAGGCAAUUUGCCAAGAGAACCCUUCUGAAGACUGCAAGAAAAGCUGGGCUGAAAUCCAAGCAGUCAAACAGGAAGACGAAGUAUGUGUUGCCGACCCCACCAUUGCCGAGACGGAACAUAUCUCCACGGUCAUCAGACAGCGAGUCAGAACGCCCCAACAGCGAAGCAUUCGAUGAUCUCUCCAUUAUUGACGAGGGUGAGUUUGUCACGUCACUCUCUAGUGAUCCCAAGAAUCUGGAGCGUCUGGUGGAGAAGACCGGUUACCAGGACUACCAGCGUCUCGGCCUCGGCAACCUGUCGACAAUCGGACAGAAGUCACGCUCAGAACCAUUCAGGAUAUCAGUAGUUAAUGCCAACUACUCUGUGUGUAGAAGUUACCCUGCCUUACUGGUCGUACCUCAAGUUGUUGCUGAUGAAAGUAUACGAAAGUUUGCCCGCUGUCAUCGGCAGUCUAGGUUUCCUGUGAUAACAUGGCGGCACCCGCGAACGAAAGCAUUACUGCUGCGUGCAUCUGGUCUACAUAGUCGGGGUCUCAUGGGCAUGCUCAGACACAACCAAACAUCAGGUACUUCAAGCGGGGAAACCUCCUCAAGUUUAGAACAAGAAAAAUAUUUUUCGGCUCUGGUGGCAGCCACACCGAGCAGCAACCGAUCUUACCACUCGUCAUACAGCGACUCCCUCACUAGCCUGGACUCGCUGAUGAUGGUGGGCACAGACACUCUGACAAUCCCAGAAACCCCCGAUCCCUUACGGCGCAGUAUCUUCAGCAAGGGCAGCACCGCCAACAGGGGCAGCACCAGCGGCAAACCAAAGCCUACAUUGGAAGAUGAAUUUGACUCGCAAGAUCAGCCGGUGAUGAGGGGCGUUAGACGCGGGUCGUUUGUGCAGACUAUGAAUCGCCUGCGAGCUAGCAUCGGCAAAGGCAGCAUUGGUUUCGGAAGUAGUAACACGUCUCUAAACAGGAUUGGAAGUCUGCGGGAGAAAUCUCGCUUCAGCUCUCCAGACACAAGGUCGCGUGCACAAAAUGGCAGCUUAGAUCACCGUGGUGAUCUCAUCAACAGCUCUGUGCAGGGUCUUCACCGAGUGUCCCUUUACGUGCUAGGGGAGAAAACCCAGAUGAAGGGCAUCAAGAUGGAGUCGUUUCAGAAGUGUGACUUCAUCCCGUUGGACUUCUUCGAGGUGCGCCACGUGAAGGCCAGCUUCAAGAAGUUGAUGCGUGCUUGUGUUCCAAGCAGCCUGUCACCAGAGGCCAACUUCUACAAAGCUGUGGAGGAGUCCGAGUGGCUGCUGCAGAUCCAGAAUGUGAUGCAGCUGGCGGGGGCCACAGUGGACCUGCUGGACGUACAGGGAUCCUCCGUCAUGAUCUGUCUGGAGGACGGCUGGGACGUCACUUCACAGGUGGUGGCAGUGGCGGAGAUCCUGCUGGACCCACACUAUAGGACAAUCGAGGGGUUCAAGGCUCUGGUGGAGAAGGAGUGGCUGUCUUUCGGUCAUCGCUUCACACACCGCAGCAACCAAACAGCUGCCAACCAGGCUAGCGGUUUCGCCCCGGUCUUCCUUCAGUUCCUGGACGUAGUGCAUCAGAUUCACCGCCAGUUCCCCUUGUCCUUUGAGUUCAACCAGCACUUCCUCAAGGUUGUGGCGUAUCAUUAUGUCUCCAACCGAUUCCGAACAUUCAUGUUGGACAAUGAGUUUGAGCGUGUGGAGGCGGGCUGGCUCCAUGAAGAUAAACGUCCCUCCAAGGUGGAUGAUGGGGAGGAGGACUUAGGCGGCUUCUCCCCCAAACACACGGCCAACACAAGUGUUGGCGGGUCCAUCUGGGACUACAUCGAGAAGCAGCACAGACGAUCAGCCACUUUCUAUAACUUCAUGUACAGCCCGAAGAUGGAGACACGGUGCUACGUCCUUACUCCAACAUCUCCAACCUUCGCAUCUGGGACUACUACCUGGCUGAGGAUCUCGCACACGGCCCCACCUUUGACAUGGAGGUCGUAACCAAGGAGAUCCGGCAGAAUGAGGACCAGGAAGCAGAGGCCAUGGGCAUCUCUCGGAGGAAGAUCCUAAAUGCCUGCUACGAUAGUAUCAUGCUUCAAGAACCCAACUACUUUCAUGGACAGUUCC